GUCAUGUCUUAUCCUUUUUUUAUGACAGUACUUCUCCGUUAUCUGUAAAAAAAUUCGACGGGUAAAAUGCCUCAGAGAAACUAUCGAAAGCGCCGCGAAGCGGAAGAAAGUGACGAUGAUCAGCAAGAAACAUCUUUAACGAGCGAGGCGUUAGAGGAAAGGAAAGAACUACAACGAUUUCGGAAGCGACAAGCUGGAGUUUCGGCUGUGGCCCUUGCUCUUGGAAAAACUCUUGCACCAGAAGAAGAAGUAGAGAGUGAUCCUUUUAAACUGAAAACAGGCGGGCUUGUUCAGGUGAACGAUUUGAUCCAGGAUAGAAAUCGUGACAGAGAAGGGGAAGACAAAGAGAAAUCGAUUAACUUAGGAGCAAAUUUUGCCGCUGAAACAAACCGAAGAGAUGAAGAUACUCAUAUGUUAAAAUACAUUGAAGAAGAGAUGGCGAAGAGGAAAGGUGUUGCACUGGAUAAAACUGUUCAAAACAAGCCAAAAUCAAAGGAAGAUUUGCUGUAUCAGGUUCCAGAACAUAUCAAUGUCAGGUCAAAGAUAAUGGCAUCAGAAGAAAUGCUCUCGAAUCAGAUGUUAUCUGGUAUUCCUGAGGUGGAUCUUGGCAUUGACGCAAAAAUAAGGAACAUUGAGGCUACAGAAGCAGCUAAACAAGCUGUGAUCGAGGAACAAAGGUACAAGAAAUCAAAAGAACCAACAGAGAUGGUUCCAACCAACAUGGCGGUGAACUUCAUGCUGCAUAGUAGAUUUUAUGAUGAGCAAAAGAAUAUUGAUGCAGAAAGCAAGAGAGCUGCUUCAGCAAGAGACAAGGCACAAGAACAAGAGAAAGUAAUUAGAAAACCAACAGUAAAGGCAGAUGACACUUCAUCAGCAUCAAGCAGCAAAGCACAUGAAACUGACGUUCCUGUAGCUGCUGCUUCAAACAAGAAGAGAACUGGUGACAAAGUUGAAAAAGCCACUGACGAUUUCUUUUAUGAGAAAUUUAAGAAACGAGCAAGAGACUCAUGGAGGUAUCAGUAAGGUAUCUCUGUAUGAUGUUUCCUAUGACAGUGCCUUACUGCUUGUGAAUCACAGCUUUGUUUAAAAGACUGAGGAAAAGAUAAAAUUGCAUCAUACAACAGGUGAACAGAAACAGACAGGCAGCAGAAAUUUACUCUCCUAUCAAGGUUAAUUCUUCAGCACUUGUGGCCCCUUAAAGAGUUCUACAACUACAUACACUUGAAUUCCUAACUGUAUUUUAAAAUAAUUCCUCAUAUUUUACAUCUACUGAAGAAUUUUUCCCUUCAAUGCUCCUCAAUAAAUAUGUCUACAAGAUAGAGAAGACUGUUUUCUUCUGGCGGCUUUCAAGGUUAAAAGAACAUUUUUUGUACCUCACUAAAAUACACAAAACAGUUAAGUCUUGUAACUCAAGAGCCCCAAAACUGCCACACUUCAUCCACAUCUAAAGGACACAAGUUGAUACCACUCUCUUAAGUUUAGUACAAGUCUCCUUCUACCUUUACAGAAGGUGUACAGCCUUUUUUCUCAAACAGCAGCUACUAUCAAGCCUAUGUUUCCCAGGAUGGGAUGCUCGGUAUUUUCAAGUGGCCAUUACAGCUAGUUUUGUAAUUUUUACUGCUAAUAUGUUGAGCAAAGUUCAUGAAAGUAUUUUAUGUUGUUCACUUUGUCAAACAUCACUCACACUUGACAAUGUCUUUGGGCAAAUUUUUAUUUUUAAAGAUUUAAUGUUGACGAAUCACAUUCACCAGAAGAGGCAGAGUCAUUUUGAUUCCACACUUUAUCUUCUUUACUUUUGAUGAUUUCCUGAGUUUUCAAGAAGAUAUUGACAGAAGCAAGAGCUUCUUUGGCCCAGACAGGAAAAAUUUCAUCUGGAAACAUCCUUUUCAUAAAUUUGUGCACAAAUUCAGGAAAUUUGUCCUCCUUGAUACUUCCUCUUAUAUCAUGCAUCAACUUCAUCUGAAACAAAAUGGAAAAAAAAUAGAAACCAAAAUAAUUAAGUCAAAGCAAAUAAACUUGAAUAUUUUUACUGAAUGAAAUUUUUAAAAUUUAAAAAUUGUACCAACACAUUUCUUAUUCCUACUCUGAAGAAUAGCUGAUGGAAUUUCUCUAUAUAUCACAUUGGCUUUUGGAAAGGGAGCAAAAUUUCAUGUAGGGAACCCUCAGAGUAGGAGAAAAAUCAACCCAAUUUAUAAUUAAAGGUUCAGGAAUCAAACCUGAACCACACUCUAACACAUUGAAUUCAUUGUUCUGGCAACUAGUCACAUCAUAUGUUUCCUUUUAAUCUCUCCCACACACUUGUAACCCUCAUUGUUAGUGCGACAGGAUAUAUGUUUUUCCCCCUGCUGGAAGAUUUGAGACUAGUCGGGAGGAGUUUGCUGGGGUCUGGUACCAAUAUCAGUUCCAGACCCAUUGCAGACCUCUUGCUUGUUGCUUUGCAAAAGGCCUCAAACUUUCCUGCAGGCAAAGGAAUGGUUGUGCUGCAGCCCCAAUAAUGAGGGCCUGCUUACAAGAUAACACUAUUUGUCAUUGUUCAGCAUACCUGAUAAUAAAUGUUAUGAAUUGUCAACAAAUGACAAGCAACCUCUUCUCUGCCUAGCAAAGAGUUGAUGUAAGCCCUGGUGUGAUGUUUACAAGCCAAGCAUCUGCAGUCUCUGUCAAUAGGUUCAAAGUCUGUUGCAUAUUGUUUAUUCUUUAAGUGAAGUUGACCCCAAGGUACCAGGGCUGUGCCAAAUCUCUGGAUUUGUAAGAAAAAAAAAUCAGUCAGUAGCUUUACAAGUGGAUUAUCAGUACAAUGAUCUUCAAAAUUCUGGUUGAAAGACCCUUGAAGAUCUUGGCAUGAGUAUUGAAGAUCAUAAUAAAUAUUUCUCUAUUACAAUCCUUGAUAGGAUCCUCAAAAUCCUGAAGAUCCUUUAGGGAAAUUAUAGGCAAGUACUGUAGGAGCAAGACGUAUGAAACAAAAAAAUCCAAAUUUGGCUUUGAGAGUAAGAAACCCUGAACAAUUACACUUAACACUCCCUAAGAUUUAUUUAUUUUUUAUUACUGGGUAAGAGCGAGGAGGAAACUCAGGGGUGGAGACCGGCUUAGCAUGAUCAAAUAACAGCACAACUGUGCAUGCACAUUCUUCAUAUGAUGCUGGAUUCAGGGUUAAUGAGCAAAUAUGUUUUAAAACUGGAUCCCAUUACAACACUAUUUUAAUCUUAUUUAUCCUGAUUGAUCUAAUUUUUUUUUUGUCAGAGUUUAGAAGUAAUGCACUUCAAGUCAAAAUGACUGGACAAAACUUAUAUGAAAUUUGAUACCUAUAUUCUCAGUAAAUGUUUACUGAUCGUUCUCCAUUGAGAAUAUCCUUAUCAUUAUUAUGGAAAAAAUUCAAGAAGAUACCUAAAAGACUCUUACAGAAAAUAAAACAUAGGUUAUUUAGAUUAGAAUAAAUUAACGAUAACACAUUAAAUACUCCACUCUGUUGAGUCAUGCUUGACUGUACAGUAUGUUCACUCUACUUACUGCUGUUCUGGUUGGAUAGACACAGUCAAACAUGUCAACUCCCAAAGCACAGCAAACUACAAGAUCCACAGCAUAGCUUGAGAAAAUAAAAGAGAUAAUUAUAAAACAGAAUAUGAAAAAAUUAGGAAAUUAAUCUUGAUACAUUGCCAGAAUGAUUUUCCAGUAAUUUUUUUCUUAUGAACACCAAGCAAUCUUUGCACAUGACCCUUACCCUACACCCAUAAGAUAUCUUGGUUUGCUCUUUGGUAGAUGAUCUGUGCACAGUGUAACAGUUUUCCAAAAUAAAGACUUCUCUUCUCCACCACUAAGGCCACCAAUGGCAAUACCAGGUGUGUUACGUUUAA
This is a messenger RNA of Pocillopora verrucosa, 3848 nucleotides long. Its product is annotated as splicing factor C9orf78 homolog. Lineage: Eukaryota; Metazoa; Cnidaria; Anthozoa; Scleractinia; Pocilloporidae. Gene Ontology annotation, cellular component: spliceosomal complex. Gene Ontology annotation, biological process: mRNA splicing, via spliceosome. The record is from RefSeq and is a predicted model, not a curated record.